GACAGGCUCCCCACCAGGAGGCCAAGGGGCAGCUGUUUUGCUGUGCUCUUGGUGUCAGAGCCCUGUGGGGCCUCCUCCAGUGACCUUUACAUGUACUGUGUGGCGAGUUGGAGGUGACAGCGUGCGGUGAGAAGACGCCGCUGUGCAGAGCUGCGCUAUGGGCGAGGCCUCAGGCCCAGGCUUGGCUUCUACAAGGCCCAGGAGCAGCCCCGGCAGCAACAGGAAGUCAGGAGUCAGGCACUUGCUGACCAGAGGACAGAGGUUUCUAUGGAGACCAGAGGAACAGGAAACAUGGGGCCAAGGGGGAGGGACACUGGGAGCACAGAGGCCUGAGUGCCUGACAUAAAUGUCAUAAAAUCAUAAAAUGUCAAAUUACCCAGUCUGACAGCCUCCUUGCACACAUAAGGAAACUGAGGCCCGUGAGGAGAGGGCUUUGCAUGUGGUCAUGCGGCACUGGCCUGGCCUGGCCUGCCUUCCUCUGUGCUGGCAGGGACUGCAUGCACGUCAGGCAGCUGAGGAGACUCCUGGACAGAUGUGGACAUGGGGCUGGUGCUGCGGGAGCACCUGUGAGUGGCCCCCAUGUUGCCGGGGUGCCCUCGCCCUGUUGUCAGUGUGUGUCUGGGGCAGCAGGCAGGGCCCAGCCCUUACCACCACCCACAGAGUGCAGCAGCACCUCCCCCACGCUCACUGUGGCCUUUUGUUUUCUGGGUGACACUAGCAUCAGGCGGUGUGUCCGGGUGACUAAUCUCCUCCAGGCCAGGCAGCUGUCACAGGGCGGCCUGACCAGACAGGCGGGGAAAGCGGACACCGUGGUGGCAGCGGGCAGCCAGGCCUUCCAGCUCCUCUCUCCCAGGUACAGAGCAGACCUCUAGUCAGGCAGACCCGGGUUGAGGUCCCAGCGCUGCCAGCGACUGGCCAUGUGGCUGUGGGCAUGUUACUGCGCCUCUUGGAGCCUCCGUUUCCUCCUCUGUAAUGGAGCGGCUGGUCCUGCCUGCUCGGGUUGUGAUAGGGAUCAACGCGCUUAGCCCAGCGCCGGUCACAUAGCAGGGCUUCAGUACACGGGAUUGUUGUACUAUGGUUCCCUUCCCACCCUGUCCCGGCCUUGAGGCCCAAGAGGAAAUACCACAUGCCCUACCCUGCCUCUGAGGUGCAGGCUUUGCCAUCAGGUGGACUUGGGUUCCAACAUUGGCCCUGUAUGGACUUGCUUGGACUUUAUUUGUGUCACCUCUCUGCAUCCCUGUUUCCUCGUCAGGAAUGUAGGGUAAGCCAGUACCUACUCCUUGGGGUUGCUGGGGUUUAUAAAAUGUGCCUGACAUGUGGUAGGCUCAGUAAAAGCCGUGAUGACACUGAUCCUAGGAGGAAGCCAAGUGCUCUCUACGUGCCUGCUCUCCUACCCUGGAGCUCCCCUCCUCCCCAGUUGGUCUGGUUUGAGUGGGGCGCCUUUUGGAGUCAUGAGACCACUGCCCCAACCUUCCUGUCAUCUGCAGCAGCUGGAGACUCUUAACAGGCAGAGACCCAUAAUGGGGCCGCCUCAAACUCUGCUUCCCCAGGCAUGGCUGCCUGCCCUAAGCACUGGUCACCGACACACAGAGGCUGCAGGCCGUCCACCUCACUCUCAGCACCCCUGCACCCGGCCUGAAGUUGCCUGCUCCAGGCCCGCAGGGCAGGAGCAAAUCAAAGAGCAGGGUGGGAGGAAGGAGAAGGUGCUGGACAUGCGGCCCUGACCUGACUCCUAGAGCUACCAUUUCGGCCUUAAUCCUCCCUCACACCCACAGUUUCCCAGGGCACCACUCAUCAUGCCUAACUUCUGCCAUGCCUUCAGCAGGCCAAAGUAAUUCUCCUGCCAGCCCCAGGCAGCACUGUCCCAUGGCUGUGGCUCGAACCUUGGUAGCUGCCAGGGGCUAGGAUGCAUCCCUCUAUCAGCCUCUCCCCAGGCUCAGGGGCCAGGGCCCAGGAGAGCCCCUGAUGUGGGACACAGGCGGCUCUCAGCACCUGGGGUGUUGCCACCCCGAACCAUACCUGGCCUCCUGCCCUUCCCCCACCGUUAGGAGAGGUGAGGGCACAGGAGCCCGAUGCCGGCGGCCUGUGAAGAAGGGAGGGGCAGGGAGGAGAUAAGCUGAUGAAGGGAGCAGGUCCAAGAUGUCCCUUGCAGCAAGGACAGUGCCCACGGCUCCUGCCUUCUGCAGGAGGGAGCUCUGGGUAGCUCAGUGUUUGGAAUUGUGAGCGUUGGGGCCCGUAGCAUCAGGAACCAGGAUGGUGUGCAGGUCAUAGGCUCCCCCGACGGCAGAGCGGGAGGGGUUUCCAGGCAUCACCCAGCACUUCACACGUAGGGUGUCCAUACUCUGCCCCUUCAGAAAGGUGAGACAGAGUGGUCGAGUACCAGAAAGUUCCUGCCAUCAGCCCUUCACACGUACAGAUGCUCACACACCCAGAAUCCAGAGGCUUUUCUUGUGGCUUAAGCUCUCGUCGCAUCCGCCUGAGUAAACCAAGACUGGCACUGCCCCCUCCCUGCCGAGCCAGCGGCUCUCCGGUUCUUUGAGGCCUGGUUUCCCCAGGGCCUUCGACCUUUGAACCAGACGUCAGACCCUCUGCGUUUCUGGGCGCCACCCUCGGCCUGAGCAAGGCUGGGGGCUGAGAGAGUAUGAGGGUCUUGUCAGGACCGAGUUCCUUUGCAGAGAACCUCGUUUUGUCAACAUAGCUUGGUUUGUGCCGUGUCCCAGGAGGGGAAACCUGACCUGCCCGAUGUGGGUGGCAAAACAAAGGCCCAAUGAGAGGGAAAACCUUGCCCCAGGCCCCACAGUCCAUCUAGGCAGACUUUGCCUCCCAGUUUCCCUUUUCUUUCUUUUCCAUCAGCUUCUGGCAAGGGAGGCGAAGUCCUUCAGGCCCAGGGCUUUGUGGAUUAUGGUGCCUGGGCAGGGGAAGGUGGGGUGGGCAGCCUGAAGCACCCUCCUCCCUAGGACUCCUGGGACAGCCUGGGGUGCGACUGGGGAGAACGUCAGUGUUCCAACAGCUGGCACCCGAAAGCACCCCGUUCGCGGAGGUCAGAGGCCACAGCUGCCCCCUCCCUACUUCACAAGUGUCGCUUCUCUGCUCGUGGGUGUGGGUGCAGCAUGGGCCAGCUGCUGAUGCUCCAGGUCUCUGCCCAACAGCCGCGUGCCUGCCCCUGCCAUGGAGACCUUCUUUAGGAGACACUUCCAGCGGAAGGCACCAGGCCCCGGAGAGGGGAAGCGGCGGCCCAGUGGCGUGGGGCUGCCCACAGGCAAGGCCCGGCGCCGCUCCCCGGCCGGGCUGGCCUCCGCCUCGCUGGCGCAGCGGCGCCGCUCCAGUGCGCAGCUGCAGGGCUGCCUCCUGAGCUGCGGGGUGGCGGCCCGGGGUUCUCGCCGCCGGCGCUCCAGCACCGUGCCGCCUGCCUGCAACCCCCACUUCAUUGUAAAGGAGGUGCCCACCUCACAACUGGCCACUGUGGAGGCCCAGCUUCCGGGUGCGCCCCUGCUGUUGGCCAGGCUGGCAGGCAUGGAGGAAGAGGAGGGCGUCCAGGAGGAGGAUGUGGCAGUUGGCACAUCAAGUGCCACCCAGCCAGGCACCACGACACCAGGGCCACCCCUACACCGGGGUGCCUGGCCACUGCUGCCCAUGCCCCGUUGCCUGCGCCGAGGCUCCUCCCACCUGCUCCCCGCGGACGCGGUAUAUGACCACGCUAUCUGGGGCCUACAUGGCUACUAUCGGCGCCUCAGCCAGCGUCGACCCUCAGGCCAGCAACCUGUCCCCGGGGGCCGAAGAGCCUCAGGCACCCCGGCUGGGCCCGUGAUGCCUGCCCGUGUGCGUCCGCUGUCCCGCAGGCGCCAGGUAGCCCUGCGGCGCAAGUCAGCCGGCCCCCAGACCUGGAGCGCCCUCCUCGCGAAAGCCAUCACCAAGUCGGGCCUGGCGCACCUGGCCCCGCCUCCCCCUGCCCCCGGGGCCCCCUGUGGCGAGUCAGAGCGGCAGAUCCGGAGCACCGUGGACUGGAGCGAGUCAGCGACGUAUGGGGAGCACAUCUGGUUCGAGACCAACGUGUCAGGAGACUUCUGCUAUGUUGGGGAGCAGUACUGUGUAGCCAAGAUGCUGCAGAAAUCAGUGUCCCGGAGAAAGUGCGCAGCGUGCAAGAUCGUGGUGCACACCCCCUGCAUCGAGCAGCUGGAGAAGAUAAAUUUCCGCUGUAAGCCAUCCUUCCGUGAAUCAGGCUCCAGGAACGUCCGUGAGCCAACCUUUGUACGGCACCACUGGGUCCAUAGGCGACGCCAGGACGGCAAGUGUCGGCACUGUGGGAAGGGCUUCCAGCAGAAGUUCGCCUUCCACAGCAAGGAGAUUGUGGCCAUCAGCUGUUCCUGGUGCAAGCAAGCAUACCACAGCAAGGUGUCCUGCUUCAUGCUGCAGCAGAUCGAGGAGCCCUGCUCCCUGGGCGUCCACGCGGCCGUGGUCAUCCCGCCCACCUGGAUCCUCCGUGCCCGCAGGCCCCAGAACACCCUUAAGGCCAGCAAGAAGAAAAAGCGAGCAUCCUUCAAGAGGAAGUCUAGCAAGAAAGGGCCUGAGGAGGGCCGCUGGAGACCCUUCAUCAUCAGGCCCACCCCCUCCCCCCUCAUGAAGCCCCUGCUGGUGUUUGUGAACCCCAAGAGUGGGGGCAACCAGGGCGCUAAGAUCAUCCAGUCCUUCCUCUGGUAUCUCAAUCCCCGACAAGUCUUUGACCUGAGCCAGGGAGGGCCCAAGGAGGCGCUGGAAAUGUACCGCAAAGUUCACAACCUGCGGAUCCUGGCAUGCGGGGGUGACGGCACGGUCGGCUGGAUCCUCUCCACCCUGGACCAGCUGCGCUUAAAGCCACCACCCCCUGUCGCCAUCCUUCCCCUAGGGACUGGCAACGACUUGGCCCGCACCCUCAACUGGGGUGGGGGCUACACAGAUGAGCCCGUGUCGAAGAUCCUCUCCCACGUAGAGGAGGGGAAUGUGGUGCAGUUGGACCGCUGGGACCUCCGUGCUGAGCCCAACCCCGAGGCGGGGCCUGAGGAGCGAGACGAGGGCGCCACCGACCGGCUGCCCCUGGAUGUCUUCAACAACUACUUCAGCCUGGGCUUUGAUGCCCACGUCACCCUGGAGUUUCACGAGUCUCGAGAGGCCAACCCAGAGAAAUUCAACAGCCGCUUUCGGAAUAAGAUGUUCUAUGCCGGGACAGCCUUCUCUGACUUCCUGAUGGGCAGCUCCAAGGACUUGGCCAAGCACAUCCGGGUGGUGGUGAGUGGGGCUGAGCCGGCAGGCAGAGCAGGUGGCCUAGCAGGGAGGGAGGCCACCUCGGCACAUGUGGCCCCCAACUGCAUCCCCCAUUCCUGCCUCCAGUGUGACGGAACAGACCUGACCCCCAAGAUUCAGGACCUAAAACCCCAGUGCAUUGUUUUCCUGAACAUCCCCAGGUACUGCGCAGGCACCAUGCCCUGGGGCCACCCCGGGGAGCAUCACGACUUUGAGCCCCAGCGGCACGAUGACGGCUACCUCGAGGUCAUUGGCUUCACCAUGACAUCCCUGGCCGCACUGCAGGUGGGUGGGCACGGCGAGCGGCUGACACAGUGCCGCGAGGUGGUGCUCACCACGUCCAAGGCCAUCCCGGUGCAGGUGGACGGUGAGCCCUGCAAGCUCGCAGCCUCACGCAUUCGCAUUGCCCUGCGCAACCAGGCCACCAUGGUGCAGAAGGCCAAGCGGCGGAGCGCUGCCCCGCUGCACAGCGACCAGCAGCCGGUACCCGAGCAGCUCCGGAUCCAGGUGAGCAGGGUCAGCAUGCACGACUAUGAGGCCCUGCAUUACGACAAGGAGCAGCUCAAGGAGGCUUCUGUGCCACUGGGCACUGUGGUGGUCCCUGGAGACAGCGACCUGGAGCUCUGCCGCGCCCACAUAGAGAGGCUCCAGCAGGAGCCAGAUGGUGCUGGAGCCAAGUCCCCCACGUGCCAGAAACUGUCCCCUAAGUGGUGCUUCCUGGACGCCACCACUGCCAGCCGCUUCUACAGGAUCGACCGCGCCCAGGAACACCUCAACUAUGUGACUGAGAUUGCGCAGGAUGAGAUUUAUAUCCUGGACCCUGAGCUGCUGGGGGCAUCGGCCCGGCCUGACCUCCCAACCCCCACUUCCCCUCUCCCCGCCUCACCCUGCUCUCCCACACCCCGGUCACUGCAAGGGGAUGCUGCCCCGCCCCAAGGUGAAGAGCUGAUUGAGGCUGCCAAGAGGAACGACUUCUGUAAGCUCCAGGAGCUGCACCGAGCUGGGGGUGACCUCAUGCACCGGGAUGAGCGGAGCCGCACGCUCCUCCACCACGCAGUCAGCACCGGCAGCAAGGAAGUGGUCCGCUACCUGCUGGACCACGCUCCCCCAGAGAUCCUUGAUGCCGUGGAGGAAAACGGGGAGACCUGUCUGCACCAGGCGGCGGCCCUGGGCCAGCGUACCAUCUGCCACUACAUCGUGGAGGCCGGGGCCUCGCUCAUGAAGACAGACCAGCAGGGCAACACUCCCCGUCAGCGGGCUGAGAAGGCUCAGGACACAGAGCUGGCCGCCUACCUGGAGAACCGGCAGCACUACCAGAUGAUCCAGAGGGAGGACCAGGAGACGGCUGUGUAGCUGGGAGGCCCCCUGGGCAGCAGGAGGGACAGUUGGGCCAGAGGAUGAGCCCCCUCCUUGCCCACCUCACUGCCACAUUCCAGUCAGAUGGCCACGGGGGGACCCAUGCCCCAGGGAAGGAGCCCCGUGCUGCCCCCUGAGGAGCCUCCCAGACCUAGGGCUGGACUCUGAGGAGCUGGGGGUCUCGCCUGUCCCCCUGAAGCCCCAGCCGGACCCGGAGGCUCACAGGGGAACAGGAAAUGGCUGCGCUGGACAGGCGUUUGGAGGGGACCAGGGCAGGGCCACUUCAGGGCGGCCUCCCCCUCACCGCAGCAGAUGCCCUCGGAGGAGUUCAGGGCCCGGGAGAGGGAGGGAGGCCUUCAGGAAGAGGCUUCCCCGGGCACCUGGUCUCGGGGCACCCAGCCCCUUCUGCCCGACCCACCCUCCCCAGGGCUCCUCCCGGAACCUCGAAGCCUGCUGCAUCUGCCUGCCGCUGCCCCGCUUGGCACCCACCCCUGACCCUCCCCAUUACCCGGUCAUUUCCUCGUGGACUAUGGGGCCUGGGGUGGGGGGGGCUCUCAUGGUGACAUGUUUACAGCUGGGUGUGACUCAGUAAAGUGGAUUUUUUUUUUC
Molecule: messenger RNA, 7242 nt
Organism: Lemur catta (Ring-tailed lemur)
Lineage: Eukaryota; Metazoa; Chordata; Mammalia; Primates; Lemuridae
Gene: DGKZ
Product: diacylglycerol kinase zeta
Exons: 30
Coding region: 3169-6630 (1153 amino acids)
Biological process (GO): lipid phosphorylation; regulation of synaptic transmission, glutamatergic; diacylglycerol metabolic process
Cellular component (GO): nucleus
Molecular function (GO): protein binding; ATP-dependent diacylglycerol kinase activity
Source: RefSeq, a predicted model, not a curated record